UUUUAAACUUUUAAUAUGUAUAUAUAAACGAUUUUGUAAUUUAAAGUUCUGUAUGGUACCAGUAAUAUACUCAUUAAUAAUAAAAAAGCAUUGUACAAAUAUAUAUUUUUAUAUUUAUGUAAUACUUAUGUUUGAGUUUGUAAAAAAAAUUGUAUUUAAUGUUAUCUUAGGAAUAUGUGGAGUGUAGUGUGUUUUACCGAGGACAACACAGUAGCAGCGGUGCCUAUAUUUUGGUUCCGUGAUGGCUAUUGUGCGUGGCCAAAUAAGUCUAUCCGAAAAUGUAUUGAGCGCCGUAUAAAUCCAAAUGAAUUGGAGUUUACACAAUUCAGAGCAAAGAUUCUACAAACAGAUAUAGCUAAUCUUUUAGAUGCUCGAUCAAUUGCACAAGAUAAUUCUGGGGUAUCAUCUAAUGAAAAUUAUGUCGAUGUAAACACAAUAAGGAUUCAAAAACCAAAAUCAAUAAAAAAAAAAAAUGAACCUCUUCAUAUUCCAAGUCCUCCUGACCAUAUUUCUGAAGGAUCUGAAGACUUAUUCAAUAUUAAAGAUGAUUAUGAUAAAGAUACGUCAUACACUAUGGCAAGAAAUGAUUACAAUCCAAGUUCUGAUGAAGAUAAUGGUUUAUUGAACAAUAAAACAUUAAAAUCAAAAUUAAAUAUUGCAACUCCCCAAUUCAAACAAAGUAAGAGGACAACCUCUGAGGAAACUUCUGAAAUAUCAGGAACAACCAAUAAAAAAUUGAAAAUAUUUCAUCAUAACAUUUCCACCAAUUCAAUUCACCAAUCAUCAGCACCUGAAGUACACACCAACAAAACAUCUACAUGCACAUCAUCAAUAUCCCCUUCUAUCGAACUCGAGACUGAUAAAGCAUUCAAAAAAUUUGUAACCAGAAGCCUAACCAAUAUUAAGUAUGAAAUUGAGUCCAUUCAAAAAAGACAAGAUUCUUUUCGUGAACUAAUAGAAACCUACUUUGAAAAAUUAUCUAAUCCAUCUACCCAUCACCCAUCAAUCUGGGAUUCAGAUGUAUUUCAUGAGAUUAUCUGCAUUGAAAAUGAUAAUGAACUGGAAAUAAUGGAAGAAAAGCUGAUCACGGAUAAAUCUUAUAAAAACCAAGUUAUUGUAUCAUUAAAUCGACUAUUUGGAGAUUCCUUAUCAGAAACAAUUAGAAAAAUUAUGCAGAAGUUAUUUUCUGAUAAAUUUCUUUCUAAAUACUCAUACAUAGGAUUUAAAGGAAAACAUCAGUUUUCGACUUUGCAAUGUUGUAGCUUAAUAUUUGAGUCCAUAAAUAGGUUGAAAAAAUUUCGGGAUACUCCAUUAAAAGAAAUAAAAAAACCAAUAGAACUUUGGUUAGCUCAAGCUCCGUCUCGUUUAAAAAAACAAGCUGCUAAAAAUAUUGGUUCUCCUAGUGACCAUUUAUAAAAUUAACUUUAAAUAGUUACCUGCUUAGUUUUCAUUAUUAAUAACUCAUCUCCAAACGUAAAUAUAAAAG
Messenger RNA from Myzus persicae (green peach aphid), 1486 nucleotides. RefSeq lists its product as uncharacterized. The transcript has 6 exons. Bases 175 to 1416 code for a protein of 413 amino acids. NCBI's taxonomy places the organism in Eukaryota, Metazoa, Arthropoda, Insecta, Hemiptera, Aphididae. The record is from RefSeq and is a predicted model, not a curated record.